GACGAACACGUCACCUUAGCAUCGAAUGCGCAGACAAUGAAUAUGGAGGUAGAGAAGAAGAGGAAAGCAGAGGAAACAAACCCCCUCUCUCCAUUCUAUCUCUAAACACAACAGUAGAAGAGAGAGCAAUAAAUAUAAAUAUAAAUAAAUAAAAAUUAAGUCAAUUAGGUGGGAAAAACCCUAAUCCUUCAAUCCAUUUCUCAAAUAAAAGUCAUCUGAUACACAAUUUUUCAGAUAUAAGGCCGAUUGGAUCAGAAGAAAGAAAAUUUUUUAUUUUUUUAUUUUGAUUAGGUUGUUGAAUUUGGGGAUUGUGAAAUUAGGGUUAGAUCGAUCUGUGCUGCAUGAUCAGGAAACGGUGGUUGCAAGACGAAAUUAGGGUAGAGGAUAGAUAGGAGAGAGAGAAGAGAAGAAGAAGAAAAGAGGAGAAAAUAGAAACUAUGUCUGCCAUAGUGUGCGGGAAGAGAUCUUUUUUUGAAGAAUUGACAGUGACCAGCCCUCCCGUUAACAAAAGAAUCCGUUGUUCAUCUUCCUCUCCUGUUCGUUUCUCUCCUCCAAGGUCUACCAACGCUGUUUCUGUUUCUUCCCCUGCCUCUUAUCAAUCUUCUUCGCUUUUGAUAGAGAAACUCAUCGCUCUUUUCCCUGACAUGGACAAGCAGAUUAUUGAGAGAGCGCUUCAAGAAUGUGGUGAUGAUCUGGAUUCAGCUAUCAGAAGUUUGAAUGAGCUUCGACUGGCAUGUGCUGAUAACAACUUGGGCUCCAAUCUAGUUAAAUCUGAUGUACUCCUUGAGGGUAAUGUUCAACAAGAAGGCAUAGUGACAACUAAUACAGAAGCUCCAGAAACUGAUAAUCCAUCAUCUACAACACAGCUUCGAAUGGAUGGUGCAGAGUGGGUAGAGCUAUUUGUUAGGGAAAUGAUGAGUGCUUCCAACGUAGAUGAUGCCAGAGCUCGUGCUUCAAGAGUGUUGGAAGUUCUAGAGAAGUCCAUCUCUGCACGUGCUGGAGCAGAGGCAGCCAAAAGCUUUCAACAGGAAAAUAUGAUGUUGAAGGAACAAGUGCAAGCAUUUAUUCAGGAAAAUGCAAUUCUCAAGCGAGCUGUAUCUAUUCAGCACGAGCGUCAGAAAGAGUAUGAAGAUAGAGGCCAGGAGUUGCAGCAUCUGAAACAAUUGGUGGCUCAGUACCAGGACCAGUUGAGAGCCUUGGAGGUGAACAACUAUGCAUUGACAAUGCACCUGAAGCAGGCUCAGCAAAGCAGCUCAAUCCCAGGCCGUUUCCAUCCGGACAUUUUUUAGUAAAAUAAAAAUUCGUGUGAAAACAGGAUCGACUCUAGCUUCGCUUUCUAUACCUGAAAAGAUUUCAUCCCAUAAAAAGAUGUUGCUUCGUUUUAUGAUUCAUGUGUAGACGAUUGAAUUAUUUCUUCAUUUUACUUUUAGUUGUGUUGCAUUGCGUGUAUUGUACUAUUUACUACUUUUAAUAGCUUGAAAAUUUUACAAUAGCCGAAUUUUCCUUUCUA
Messenger RNA from Jatropha curcas, 1510 nucleotides. RefSeq names its product Ubiquitin system component Cue protein. Lineage: Eukaryota; Viridiplantae; Streptophyta; Magnoliopsida; Malpighiales; Euphorbiaceae. The record is from RefSeq and is a predicted model, not a curated record. Gene Ontology annotation, molecular function: ubiquitin binding.